AGUUCCGGGGAGGGCCCUGCUCACGCCCGCUGCAUAAAAAGCCCAGCCCAGCCGGCCGCCACAGCCCUCUGUCAACCCAGACGCUGUCCGUUCCGCGCCGCGCCACCAUGAGGGGCGUCAGAUGCCCCGGCCUGCUUGUGGUGUGCAUUUUACUGAGUCUCUCAGGAGCUGGAACCCAGAAGACAGAGAACUGUGCCAGGUGGUGCCCUAUCAACUCAAAAUGUGUCAGUAACAGAAGCUGUGUCUGCAAGCCCGGCUUCAGCUCGGAGAAGGCAUUGAUCACUAACCCCGCAGAGAGCUGUGAAGACAUCAACGAGUGUUUACUACCUGGAUUUUCCUGUGGAGACUUUGCCAAGUGUGAGAACUCAGAGGGGAGUUACGCCUGCGUCUGCAACCUGGGAUAUAAGCUCCUUUCUGGUGCAGAAUCUUUUGUUAACAAGAGUGAGAAUACAUGUCAAGCAUCAGUGGACACUGGGAUGACACCUGUGCCCUCCAGGAUCUACACAGUUACCACUGCGCCUGGAAAUCUCCCCGAGCAGACAACUACAGUGCACCAGACACAGCUGGGAGACUCAGAAGAGAGGACACCCAAGGAUGUGAAUGAGUGCACCUCCGGGCAAAACCAUUGCCACCAAACCACCCACUGCAUCAACAAAUUGGGUGGCUAUUCUUGCAUCUGUCGCCAAGGCUGGAAACCUGUUCCUGGAUCCCCCAAUGGCCCUGUCAGCACAGUGUGCGAAGAUGUGGAUGAGUGCAGCUCUGGGCAGCAUCACUGUCACAAUUCCACCAUCUGCAAAAACACCGUAGGCUCCUACAAGUGCCACUGCCGUCCAGGUUGGAAGCCAACUUCUGGGUCCCUCCGUGGUCCAGACACCAUAUGCCAAGAGCCAUCGUUCCCUACUUGGACACUGCUGCCCGCAGCCCACAGUCAGACUCUCUUGAGAUUCUCUGUUGAAGUCCAGAAUCUGCUCCGCGACUUCAAUCCAGCCACGGUCAACUACACCAUCCAGAAACUCAUCGAGGCUGUGGACAAGCUGCUGGAAGACCCCAUGGAGACUCAAACCCAACAAGUAGCCGCCCAGUUGCUCUCGAACCUGGAACAAAGCCUUCGGACUUUGGCCCAGUUCUUACCCAAAGGCCUCUUCACCUACACGUCCCCUUCAAACACUGAACUGUCCCUGAUGGUCAAGGAGCAAGACAACAAAGAUGUUACCACAGUGCACCACGGCCAAACUUGGAUGGAGCUGAACUGGGCUGUGACAGCUGGAGCCAAAAUCUCAGAAAAUGGCUCCUCGGUGGCAGGCAUCCUGUCCAGCCCAAACAUGGAAAAGCUGCUGGCCAACACCCCGCUGAACUUGGAUCGGAGAAGGGCCUCCUUGGAGGAAUUCUAUGGAAGCCCGAUUCUGAGCGUCUCACUUAAGUUUCUCUCAAACAUCAAUUCCAUCUUCCUGACCAACACAGACACUGAGAAGCUCGCCUCGAACAUCACGUUCAAGUUCAACUUUACUUCUGUGGAGUCAAUUAAGCCCCGUCACCAGCUGAUAUGUGCCUUCUGGAAAGCCCAUGACAACGGGAAUGGGUACUGGGACACCGACGGCUGCUCAAUGAAUGGCACUGGCUUCUGCCACUGCAACCACCUGACCAGCUUUGCCAUCCUAAUGGCUCAGUACCAUGUGCAGGACCCAAGGCUGGAAUUGAUCACCAAGGUGGGGCUGUUGCUGUCCCUGAUCUGCCUGCUGCUGUGUAUUCUGACCUUCCUGCUGGUGAAGCCCAUCCAGAGCUCUCGAACCAUGGUGCACCUGCACCUAUGUAUCUGUCUCUUCCUGGGCUCAAUCAUAUUCCUGGUUGGCGUGGAGAAUGAAGGGGGUGAGGUGGGCCUGCGCUGCCGCCUGGUGGCCGUGAUGCUGCAUUUCUGCUUCCUGGCCGCCUUCUGCUGGAUGGCAUUGGAGGGUGUGGAGCUCUACUUCCUGGUGGUGCGUGUGUUCCAGGGCCAAGGCCUGAGUACAUGGCACCGCUGCCUGAUUGGCUACGGGGUACCCCUCCUCAUUGUGGCCAUCUCAAUGGCAGUUGUCAAAAUGGAUGGCUAUGGGCAUGCAACAUACUGCUGGCUGGACUUUAGGAAGCAGGGCUUUCUCUGGAGCUUUUCGGGACCCGUGGCCUUCAUCAUUUUCUGCAAUGCUGCCAUUUUCGUGAUCACUGUCUGGAAGCUCACAAAGAAGUUUUCUGAAAUCAACCCAAACAUGAAGAAGUUAAGGAAGGCGAGGGUGCUGACCAUCACCGCCAUCGCCCAGCUCCUUGUGCUGGGCUGCACCUGGGGCUUCGGCCUGUUCCUCUUCGACCCCCAUAGCACAUGGCUAUCCUACAUCUUUACCCUGCUCAACUGCCUGCAGGGCCUAUUCCUCUAUGUGACGCUCUGCCUGCUCAACAAAAAGGUGAGGGAAGAGUACUGGAAAUGGGCCUGCAUGGUCACUGGGAGCAAGUACACAGAGUUCAACUCUUCCACAACAGGCACUGGCACCAGCCAAACACGGGCUCUCAGGUCCUCAGAAUCAGGGAUGUGAAGGCGAGUUCCAUGAAGGACAGCAGCACAUACUCACGGCUGUCACUCUGCCUUCUGUUCCCGCCAUCUUCUGGCCUUUGACCCCACUUCAUAUAAAGAAGGGAUGCAAACCCAGCAAUGAGCCCUGCCAUGGGGCAAGGGGUCGCUGGUCCUGCUUCUGGUUGCCUCUGCCUCACCACAGCUACUGCCUACCAGAGAAACGGAAGGCAGCCAGCCCAGACCUGCAGCCCACUGCCUGGUACUGCAGGCAGUCCUAGGACAAAGGGAAGAGCCCUUGAGACCUGGGGUCUUUGCCAGGGUGCUGGGUUCAGUUUCCUUAAGCUAAGACUGUGGAUGCCACGUCGGCCACUGAAGCCCGCCUGCUGCUGAGGCUCACGGUACAGAGGCCUUGCUGCUCCACAUCCAGGGCAGAAGGUCUCACAGCUAAAGACUAGGUUUUGUAAUUUUUUUUAACCUGUAAACCUUUCAAUGUUGACACACAAAAUUAAAUAUCAUACUGAUAAAAAAAGAUGGCAUGUUUGCUGGUGAGAAGUUUGCUGGCUUGACCUGACCCCAUGAGAUGUUGACCGAAAGGGAUGGGGCUGGAGCCAUGCAUUCACAAUAAAAGUUUAUUCUUACAUCA
Messenger RNA from Mus caroli (Ryukyu mouse), 3182 nucleotides. RefSeq names its product adhesion G protein-coupled receptor E5 (gene Adgre5). Lineage: Eukaryota; Metazoa; Chordata; Mammalia; Rodentia; Muridae. The record is from RefSeq and is a predicted model, not a curated record. Gene Ontology annotation, biological process: adenylate cyclase-activating G protein-coupled receptor signaling pathway; cell surface receptor signaling pathway. Gene Ontology annotation, cellular component: plasma membrane. Gene Ontology annotation, molecular function: G protein-coupled receptor activity; calcium ion binding.